This is a messenger RNA of Pleurotus ostreatus (oyster mushroom), 1443 nucleotides long. RefSeq lists its product as uncharacterized. Bases 1 to 1443 code for a protein of 480 amino acids. The record is from RefSeq and is a predicted model, not a curated record. NCBI's taxonomy places the organism in Eukaryota, Fungi, Basidiomycota, Agaricomycetes, Agaricales, Pleurotaceae. The transcript is spliced from 8 exons. Gene Ontology annotation, cellular component: periplasmic space. Gene Ontology annotation, molecular function: lyase activity.
AUGCUGCCCACACUCGCUACCAGCAACACAUUCUUUCGCGUUCUAGCCAUCUUCAACCUUUUUGCUUCCCUUACCUCUGUACACGCUGCAACAUCCUAUGCGAACGAUUUCGUCGACCCCGACUAUAUUUUGGCGAAGGAUUACGGCUCCAGUGGUAGCCCAGCCAAAUUAACUAUCGCUGGUUGGGCCAGGGAGCUCGCUGCGAAGGGUCCUUGGACCGUUACCAACAAGACAGCCACCCCUCCUACGGGCGACAAACGCACCUACAUGAGUUGGGCCCCUUAUUGGUGGCCGGACUGCAGCCAGGCCGGAAACACAACCGCGCUGUCCGAUGAACAAGUGUGGACUACGUGUCGCUAUAUCUCCCGUGACGGUAUAUUCAACCCGGAUGCCCGGCUCGUGGUGAACGAUGUCGGCGCGUUCCAAGACCUCUCUGACGCCGUCCUGUACAAUGCCAUCUCAUGGGCACUCAGCAAUGCGACUAGUAAUGAGUACUCGAAGAAUGUUGUAAAUUUCGUUAAUACCUGGUUCCUUGAUGAAACAACCGGCAUGCUUCCGAACCUCGAUUACGCACAGCAAAUUCGUGGCCCGGGUGAUCCUAAAGGAUCGCACACCGGUGUCCUGGACCUGAAGGGGAUGUCCAAAAUUGUCUCUGGAAUCCUCAUCCUCCGUAAGGGCAAUUGCCCGGACUGGACUUCCGAGUUGGACGCACGAAUGGACGAUUGGAGCAAACGCUACAUUACCUGGUUGGAAACUGCUGACCUUGCCAUAGAAGAGGCCCUUUCCACCAAUAACCAUGGAUCCUUCUACUACAAUCAGCUCGCGGCUCUAUAUCUCCUUGUCAAUAAUAACCCUGCAGCAAGAAAUGUCACGGAUACCUUCUUCCGUGGCAUCUAUAUGAACCAGAUUGAAGCCAACGGGGAACAGCCUCUGGAAGCUGCCCGCACGCGCCCGUACCACUACCGAGCUUACAAUCUCGCUGCCAUGAUCACGAACGCCCGCAUCGGCAUAUACGCUGCCCCCGACGCGCCUUCGCCCUUUCAGUUCAAGACUUCGCAAGGCGCGACCAUUCAAUCCGCCCUCGACUUCGCCAUUACGUUCAAGGCUUCGGAUUCCAAAGAAGACAACUACGCGUCGGAGCUCAACCCGAACGUCGCCGCCGUUGCUGCAGAAUACGGCGAUCCAGAUGGCAAAUAUGCUGGAUAUCUCAAAGUGAACGAGCCCGACUACCCUGCUGAAGCAUGGUUCUUGUGGAAUCAGCCGUUGAGCGACUCUGGGCUGUCCGCGCAGGCUAGCAUGUCCGGUGUUGCUUCAGGGCCGGAGCCUACCACCUCGACCAGACCGUCCACAGGCGCUAGUGAUAACGGUGGUGUCAGUGUUCGCAACGGUGGUGUAGCUGCCAUCCUCCUUGGUUUCCUCAGUGCAUCUAUUGCCCUGUGGUGA